AUGAUUAAAAUUAACACUCAAGAUGAUGAAAAUAUCAACGGCAAAGCCACAAACAAACAUCUUAUCUCUGUAGAAACCGUUGGAAUUGAGAACACAUCACAAUGUUUGCUUUAUUAUAAAAAUUUUCGGGUUUGUUUAUUUUGGAUACGGCACUCAAAAGUACAUUUUAAUGCUGUAAAACAGUCUCAAGGAAAAAAUGUACUGGACAGUAAUAAAUCUGGUGCAGGGUUCGGUGGUUCUUUGAAGUUUCUGCGUACCAAAAACUCGAAGAAUUCCCUUAUAAUGGGUUCGGGCCCUGUCGCGGUCAGCGGUACCGCUAAAAAGCAAGAAUUUAGUAAGAAAACUGCUGCUGCUGGCAUUGUGGCCAGUUGGCAUAGCCACGUAAUUGCUGUAAAUAUAUAA
Molecule: messenger RNA, 402 nt
Organism: Ceutorhynchus assimilis (cabbage seed weevil)
Lineage: Eukaryota; Metazoa; Arthropoda; Insecta; Coleoptera; Curculionidae
Source: the annotation of a GenBank genome assembly